UUUCCUGCUCUCGCGCGUGCCAAUCGGAGUAAACUGCGCGCCCCAACGGCCACCAUGUGCGACAUAGGCCUGGAAUUGUCUUUAUCAUCUUGCGGUACUAACCUUCUAUAGUGCGUGGUCACAGCAGCGCUCACCUACCUUUAUAUACACUUAUCUCCUUCACCAUGUGUUGAGACUCGGGCCAUCCCAGUCUCUCCUUGUCUGCCCAGACUCGAGCUGCACCUAAGCCCGCAGCUAACCCCAUGGCUGGCGUGUUUGGCCCACAGCGACCCAAUUGGUUGUUCGAAUCCACUCAGCAGUUUCUCAGCCGUCAGCGCCCGCCAACCUCACUCUCACCUUCAUGCCCCCCACCCGUCAAUAUGUACUUCAACGGCGUCUACUAUCCAAAUUGGCGCAUUUAUAAGAACCAACCGCCGUCUUCUCUCAAUCUCGAUGUCAUCUCCCACGUUUUCUAUGCCUUUGCAUGGGUGAAGACCGACGGCACUAUUUAUCUUAGUGACGAAUGGGCAGACUCCCAGAUCGAUGUGGAUGGUGUCAAGGGCUGUCUCAAUGCUUUCGCUGCGCUGAAAAAGAAGUACACUGUCUUGAGGGUCAUCUUGUCAGUCGGCGGGGGCGGCAAAGGUAGCGAAACAUUUGCAGAGGCGGCUCGCACUCCAGCCUCGCGAGAACGAUUCGCACAGACGGCGCGAGACCUGUGCAUCCAGUACAACCUUGAUGGCAUCGACAUCGACUGGGAACAUCCAGCGGACCCCCAACAAGGCAACGACUAUGUCCAGCUUCUCGCGACCUUGCGUGCUUUCCUGCCCGCCCCGCGCUUUACGCUCUCUUCAGCCCUUCCGGCUGGCGAGUGGGCACUUAGGAACAUCAAUCUCGCAAAUGCAGCGCAAUAUCUAGACCUGAUCAAUCUGAUGUCUUACGACUUCUCGGGCCCUUGGGUAAAAGCAUGCGGACACCAUGCCCAGCUUUACACUCCUCAGGUGCCGCAUAACGAUGACGCAUCGAUAUCCUGCCAUUCAGCUGUAGCUUAUAUCCUCAAGCAAGGCGUUUCGCCCAACAAGCUUCUCCUGGGGGUUCCUGCUUAUGGACGCUCGUUUCUAAACACCCAUGGUGUUGGACAUCCCUUCUCAGGCACAGCAGGAGAAGAAGGCACUUUCGAAUACAAAGACCUCCCUCGCCCCGGGACACAAGAGCUGGUCGAUGAACAAGUAGGCGCUGCAUAUUGCGUCGGGGGAGACGGAGGGUUCAUCACGUAUGACAACCCUCAGACGGUGAAGAUGAAGGCGAAUUAUGCCAAGCAAAAUGGGCUGGCUGGACUGUUUUAUUGGACUGGCACUGGAGAUUCGAGCGACACAGCGCGGAGUCUGGCAUACAAUGGGUAUAUUGGCUUGCAUCAAUGAGCGUUUCGGCUGAUGAGCACAUCGGUCAAUGAGCGUAUCAGUUUCCUUGAUGCAGCACAGUCAGCUUUUGACUAAAGUAGUGCAUGCAGGACGGAAAAGGUUCAUUUGGGUUAUUGGAGGCGGCUCGUGGGGGAUGGAAAAUACAAUUUCUCAGAACGCGAUCUUGAAAGAG
This is a messenger RNA of Mytilinidion resinicola, 1569 nucleotides long. RefSeq names its product chitinase 1 precursor. The transcript has 4 exons. Gene Ontology annotation, cellular component: extracellular region. Gene Ontology annotation, molecular function: chitinase activity; chitin binding. The record is from RefSeq and is a predicted model, not a curated record. Gene Ontology annotation, biological process: chitin catabolic process; carbohydrate metabolic process. Bases 243 to 1397 code for a protein of 384 amino acids. NCBI's taxonomy places the organism in Eukaryota, Fungi, Ascomycota, Dothideomycetes, Mytilinidiales, Mytilinidiaceae.